Molecule: messenger RNA, 2023 nt
Organism: Pteronotus mesoamericanus
Lineage: Eukaryota; Metazoa; Chordata; Mammalia; Chiroptera; Mormoopidae
Gene: IFRD1
Product: interferon related developmental regulator 1
Exons: 12
Coding region: 44-1396 (450 amino acids)
Cellular component (GO): nucleus
Source: RefSeq, a predicted model, not a curated record
CCUCGCUAAUCUCCCGAGUCUGGGCGGCACCGGGCGUCCCACGAUGCCGAAGAACAAGAAGCGGAACACUGCCCACCGCGGUGGCAGUGCUGGCGGCGGUUCAGGGGCAGCUGCAGCGACGGCGGCGACAGCAGGCGGCCAGCAUCGAACUGUUCAGCCAUUCAGUGAUGAGGACGCAUCGAUCGAGACAAUGAGCCACUGCAGUGGUUACAGCGAUCCUUCCAGUUUUGCUGAGGACGGACCGGAAGUCCUGGAGGAGGAAGGAAGUCAAGAGGACUUGGAGUACAAGCUGAAGGGACUCAUCGACUUGACCUUGGAUAAGAGUGCGAAGACAAGGCAGGCAGCUCUGGAAGGUAUCAGAAAUGCACUGGCUUCCAAAAUGCUGUAUGAAUUCAUUCUGGAGAGAAGAAUGACUCUAACCGAUAGCAUCGAACGCUGCCUGAAAAAAGGGAAGAGUGACGAGCAGCGUGCGGCGGCGGCCCUGGCGUCCGCGCUCUGCGUCCAGCUCGGCCCUGGUAUCGAGAGCGAGGAGGUCCUCAAGACGCUCGGCCCGGUCCUGAGGAAGAUCCUCUGCGACGGGACAGCCAGCGUCCAGGCCAGGCAAACCUGCGCCACUUGCUUUGGUGUGUGCUGCUUCAUCGCCACCGACGACAUCACUGAGCUGUACGCCACCCUGGAAUGUCUGGAAAACAUCUUCACCAAGGCCUAUCUCAAGGAGAAGGACACCAACGUGAUCAGCAGCAGCCCCAACACGGUGCUGUACAUCAGCUCGCUCCUCGCCUGGACGCUCCUGCUGACCAUCUGCCCGAUCAGUGAGGUGAAGAAAAAGCUAGAGAUGCAUUUCCAUAAACUGCCCAGCCUGCUGUCAUCCGAGGACGUGAACAUGCGGAUCGCGGCCGGGGAGUCGCUGGCGCUGCUGUUUGAACUGGCCCGCGGGGUGGAGAGUGACGUCCUGUAUGAAGACAUAGAGUCUUUGACUCAGAUGCUCCGGGCUUUGGCCACAGACGGGAAUAAACACCGGGCCAAAGUGGACAAGAGGAAGCAGCGGUCGGUGUUCAGAGACGUCUUGCGGGCGGUGGAGGAACGGGAUUUUCCAACAGAAACUGUUAAAUUUGGUCCUGAGCGCAUGUACAUUGACUGCUGGGUCAAAAAGCACACCUACGACACGUUUAAGGAGGUCCUGGGCUCGGGCAUGCAGUACCACCUGCAGUCAAAUGAAUUCCUUCGCAAUGUAUUUGAACUUGGACCCCCUGUGAUGCUCGACGCAGCAGCGCUGAAAACGAUGAAGAUCUCUCGUUUCGAAAGGCAUUUAUAUAAUUCCGCGGCCUUCAAAGCGCGAACCAAAGCUCGCAGCAAGUGUCGUGAUAAGAGAGCAGAUGUUGGAGAGUUCUUCUAGAUUUUCAGCACUUGAAGACUACUUUCUAAUUUCCAAUUUUCUUUUUCUUUUGUAAUUUCUAAUGUAUUUAAACUCUGUAGACAGUUUUUAUCUCGGGUCAACAUGGAUUGCUUUUGUAGCCAGGGUCAUGUGACUUAUAAUUUAAUGUAAGUGGUUAAGUUCUGAUUAUUGAAUAUUCUCUGUAAAUAUCAUCAGUAAACCAUGAAUAAAGUGUUUGUAAUGUUUUCUAUUUAUGAAGAGAGCAGAAAUAUGGUAUUUCAUGAUAAGAAAACUAAUAGCCAAGGUGAAAUAUACUGUGGUUGUCAGAUAUACUGAUUUAAUGGUAUAGAUAUCACAAGAUAUUUAAUUUAACAUCUUAGACAAUGAGCUGGAUCCAAUUUUGGGAGCUAUUCUGAAAAAGCUGCUACUUUUUUAAUUGUAAAUAGAACCUAAGGAUUUUAGUUUUGUCACUCGGAUCAACAAAGGGAAUCCCACCAUGAGACCUUACAGCAGCACCGCCGGGCCAGCCCGGGGGAGUCCCAGCGCACACGCGCCCGCGAGGCCGCACACCCUGGCCUUGGAGGGGCGGUAGCACUAGUUUCACCUGUUGUAAGUUCUGUGCUCUUUAUUUGAAAUAAAGAUCUUUUC